AUGUUCUCACAAAAGAAUGUUGAACUGGCUCUGAGCCUCCUUGCCACGAGCUCACUCGUGGCUGCUGGACCWUGCGACAUUUACGCCUCUGGGAACACACCUUGCGUAGCCGCUCACUCAACUACUCGAGCUCUAUAUAGUGCCUUCAACGGAGCCUUAUACCGCGUAUCGCGUGGAUCGGAUGGUGCCACGACUGACAUCAAACCACUGUCCGCCGGUGGUGUUGCCAAUGCUGCUUCACAAGAUUCAUUCUGCUCGGGCACGACAUGCCUCAUCACCAUAAUCUAUGAUCAGUCCGGUAAAGGCAACCACUUAACCCAGGCUCCACCAGGCGGGGCCGCCAGCGGGCCGAACCCCGGCGGCCUUGAUAACUUGGCCAGUGCCACUGGAGCACCCGUAACACUGAACGGGAACAAGGCAUACGGAGUCUUCAUCUCUCCUGGAACUGGUUACCGGAAUGAUGAGACCACCGGUAUUGCAACAGGUGACGCGGCGGAGGGGAUGUAUGCCGUGCUUGACGGGACUCACUUCAACGACGGUUGCUGUUUUGAUUACGGCAACGCCGAGACCAACAACCUAGACACCGGAAACGGGCACAUGGAGGCCAUUUACUUUGGAUCGAACACUUUCUGGGGCUCUGGUGCCGGUAGUGGACCUUGGCUGAUGUCCGACAUGGAGAACGGGUUGUUCUCGGGUUCCAACCCCAAGAACAACCCUGCAGACCCAUCGAUUUCCUACCGCUUUUUGACAGCGAUCACCAAGGGGAAGCCGGGUCAGUGGGCUCUCCGUGGGGCGAACUCCGCGUCUGGCAACCUGGCGACUUAUUAUAGCGGUGGACGUCCAAAUGUAUCGGGAUACAAUCCCAUGAGUAAGGAGGGCGCCGUACUCCUUGGAAUCGGAGGGGACAACAGCAUCAGUGGUCAGGGAACUUUCUACGAGGGUGUCAUGACCAAUGGGUAUCCUAGCGAUGCCACCGAGAACGCAGUCCAAGCCAAUAUUGUCGCUGCCAAGUACGUCGCCGGAGCUUUGACCAGUGGUCCAGCGAUUAAAGUUGGUUCGUCUGUCUCACUCCGCGCUACGACGCCUGGAUACACUUCAGACCAUCUGGCCCAUAACGGAUCAACCGUCAACCUCCAGCCAGUAUCAUCAUCGAGCGGAACCGCUCUGAAGCAGCAGGCCAGCUGGACUGUCCGCACCGGUCUCGCCAAGAGCGAAUGCGUCUCAUUCGAAUCCAAAGACACUCCGGGCAGCUUCAUUAGACAUAACAACUUUGUGCUGAAGCUGGGUACUAAUGACGGUUCGAAGAUCUUCAAUGAAGAUGCGACAUUCUGCCCGCAGGCUGGCCUCAAUGGACAAGGUAACUCCAUCAGAGCUUGGGGCUAUCCCACUCGUUAUAUUCGCCACUACUCCGAGGUUGGUUACAUUGCGAGUAAUGGUGGACCAGAUACCUUCGACAAUGCCAACUCGUUCAACAACGACGUGAGCUUUGUUGUUGGUAACAGCUUCGCGUGA
Ramularia collo-cygni is the source of this 1512-nucleotide messenger RNA. Its product is annotated as probable Probable alpha-N-arabinofuranosidase B. The coding region runs from base 1 to 1512 and encodes 503 amino acids. Lineage: Eukaryota; Fungi; Ascomycota; Dothideomycetes; Mycosphaerellales; Mycosphaerellaceae. The transcript has 2 exons. The record is from RefSeq and is a predicted model, not a curated record. Gene Ontology annotation, biological process: L-arabinose metabolic process; arabinan metabolic process; pectin catabolic process. Gene Ontology annotation, molecular function: alpha-L-arabinofuranosidase activity.